This is a messenger RNA of Camellia sinensis, 1605 nucleotides long. The record is from RefSeq and is a predicted model, not a curated record. Lineage: Eukaryota; Viridiplantae; Streptophyta; Magnoliopsida; Ericales; Theaceae.
AUGGAAGAUGAAUGUCUAUUCACUUACCAAGAAUUUCCACAACGUUUUGUUUGGCUUAAUUCAGAAAAGAGAUGGAAACUAAGGCAGCAUGGCUAUGCAAUCGGUAGAAUGUACUUUGCUAGCCCUAAUUGUGGAGAGAGAUUUUAUUUGCGUUUGCUAUUAACUGUUGUCAAAGGACCAAAAUCGUUUCAAUGUUUACGCACGGUCAACAAUGUUUUGCAUGAUACAUUUAAAUCAGCAUGUGUUGCAAGAGGACUUUUAGAAGAUGAUGAAGAAUGGAUACAAUGCCUUAAAGAGGCUGCAGUUAUGAAAACUGGUUAUCAAUUAAGGAGAUUGUUUACUAUUAUUCUUACUCAGUGCUCUCCACUGCAACCAUAUAAUGAGGCACAACAGGCAGAUGUAGAAAUUAUUAUUGAUCGCCUCAACAAUGAUCAACGAACAGCUUAUGAUGCAAUCACUUCCUCAUGUCGUAGCGUUGGCCAUAUUGUUAUUACUGUGGCUUCAUCUAGAAUUGCAUCAUUGUUAUUGGUAGGAGGUUGUACUGCUCAUUCAACAUUUUCCAUUCCGUUGGAUGUAUUGGAAAAUUCAAUUUGUGGAUUUAGCAAGCAAUCAUUACAAGCAGAAUUGUUUAGAGAAACAAAACUUAUAAUCUGCGAUGAAGUUCCUAUGCAGCAUAGACAUUGUGUUGAGCCAGUUGAUCGCACACUUCGGGACACUUGUGAUAGUGAAAAGCCAUUUGGGGGUAUCACUGUUGUUCUUGGUGGAGAUUUUCAGCAAAUCUUACCAAUUAUAACCAAAGGAGUUCGUGAGCAAAUUGUGAAUGCAUCAUUAAGACACUUUUUUCUAUGGAAGGAUAUACAUGUUCUGUCUUUAAAUUUGAACAUGCGCUUGAAUCAUGCAAAUCUUCGAAAUGCUAAUUUUGCAAACUUCUUGAUGGAGAUUGGGACUAAUCCUCAAGAAAUUAUUAAACUUCCAUCAACAAUACACAAAUGCCAAGAUCUAAAAGACAUAAUCUCAGUAGUUUAUCCGCAACUGGAUAUGGCAAUGACAUCGACUGCCACAUUUUUAACUGAACGUAUAAUUCUUUCUGCACGGAAUGAUGAUGUCAGUGCCAUUAAUACUGCAGCAUUGAAUAUUUUUUCCAAUCCUCCUGGGCUACCGGCUUUUAAGCUAGAGUUGAAAGUGGGUUGUCCCAUAAUGUUGUUAAGAAAUAUUGCACCAAAAGAUGGACUGUGCAAUGGCACAAGAUUGAUGGUUUCUAGAUGCAAUACUCGCAUAAUUGAAGCUCAAAUUUUAACUAGAGAAAAAUUUGACAAUUUGGUAUUUAUACCAAGGAUAUCCUUGACGCCGUCUUCUUCAGAAAUGCCUUUCCGAAUGACAAGACGUCAAUUUCCAGUUCGAUUGGCAUAUGCCCUGACCAUUAAUAAAUCUCAAAAGCAAUCUGUGAAAUUUGUUGGAGUUGAUUUGCGCAUACCAGUGUUUAGUCAUGGGCAAUUGUAUGUGGCCCUAUCCAGAUGCACAUCUUUUGAUCAUAUAUGUGUCCUCCUUCCUAAUGAUGAGUCAGAUUCUACUACAAAUAUUGUUUAUCCUGAAAUUUUGUUAUAG